CGCUAGAGAUGGCGUUACAACAGAUUAUCGUCAUUGGCGCCAAAUUCUAAAUCAUUUAAACUGGACACCGGUAAUCAAUCACUAUACCAAUGAUUCCUAAUUCUUUUUUCAUUUUUUAUAAAAAAUAGAUAAGAAAUAUUAGGGCCGUCUACAAACGAUGAUGAUUAUUUCAAUCUAAUAUUGUUCCAAUAUAAAUAUCUCUCGUCGUAAGAAAUCGUAAUAAUAGGUUAUAUCUACUUCACUUUCACAACCUAUAGUAUAACCUACUGUACGUCAUAUAUUUGAAACUUCACUUUAACUAUAGAAUAAUUAUAAAAUAUUUUAGAAAAAAAAAUUUUAUAUAUAUAUAAAAAAUUAAACAAAUUAUCAUGGAGGAACAGCCAUCGAAGUGCUGCAUGUACUUUGUGAAACGCAAAAAUCGAUAUUGUCGUAUGACCGUUAAAAGAGGUAACAAAUUUUGUGGAGAACAUCAACAGGAUUCAUUGAAUUCUAACGAUAUAGACAGUACUGAAAAAAGUGACAAAAGGAUAAGAUGUCCUCUUGAUCCUACUCAUACAUGUUAUCAGUCAAAGUUAUCUAAACAUUUGGCAAUAUGUAAUGUCAGAAAGAUGUUGGAUGCUCGACCAACAUAUAUAGUCCAAAAUGUUAAUUUAGAUGAAGAAACUGUAGAAAUACCACGUCUUCUUCCUCUUUCAAGACUUGAUCUUUCUGUUAUAGAUGCGAUAAUAAAAAGAAUUAAUGAAGCUUAUGAAAAGUUACCAGAAAUUUCCAAAGCAAUAUUACAUCAUGAUAUAUUAAAAGAUGCAUUAGCUCUUUCAUCUUGUGGUAAAUAUGCCAAAAAACAUUUGACACAAAAUUCAUCAUUACUAGCACAUUUAGAAAAAGCUGAACUUGUCAAAAAUAAUACUUGCUACAUUGAAUUUGGAGCUGGAAAAGGUAAUCUAACUUAUUGGUUGGCGCAAAUGGCAAAAGAAAAACAAGAUUCUUGUAUAUUGUUAGUGGAUCGUUUGAGUCAUAGGCAUAAAAAUGAUAAUAAGCUUAAAAAAGAACAACAUAAUAUUUAUAUAAGACGAAUACGUGCUGAUAUAGCAGAUUUACAACUUAGUAAUAUUACGGAAAUAAAAAAUUUUCUUAAUAAAGUUGGAAUUGCAAAACAUCUAUGUGGUACUGCAACAGAUCUUGCUAUACGAUGUUUGACACAAGCAAUAGAUAAUAAAUCUAGCGGCAGUAAUUACGGAUUAGUCAUAGCUUUCUGCUGUCAUCAUAAAUGUGAAUAUAAAUCUUAUAUUGGAAAAAAAUAUUUAGAAGAAUGUAAAUUUCUUCCAAACGAAUUUCCAAUUUUAUGUAGCAUAGCUAGUUGGGCAACUUGUGGAUUCAAUUUAAAAACUAAUACUGAAUUAAAAGAUGAAAAUAAAGAAGCAAGAUUCAGCGAACAAAAUGUGUGUUCUAAUGAACGAGAAUUAAUUGGUUAUAAAGUUAAAACAUUGUUGAAUUGGGGACGUUUGGAAUAUUUAAAAAACAUUGGUUUUGAAGGUUCUUUAUUUCGUUAUAUUUCGUCGGAUGUUUCGUUAGAGAACAUGUGUAUUGUUGCAAAAUAUUCUGUUACAUAGAUUAAGUAAUUAUAAUUAUUCAAAAUAAUUCUUAUUCCAAGAAAGAUUCUAUGUAUUAUGUAUUAAUUAAUAAAAAUAAUGAAAAUU
Molecule: messenger RNA, 1697 nt
Organism: Vespula vulgaris
Lineage: Eukaryota; Metazoa; Arthropoda; Insecta; Hymenoptera; Vespidae
Product: tRNA:m(4)X modification enzyme TRM13 homolog
Exons: 6
Coding region: 369-1610 (413 amino acids)
Biological process (GO): tRNA methylation
Source: RefSeq, a predicted model, not a curated record